This is a messenger RNA of Cryphonectria parasitica EP155, 3028 nucleotides long. Its product is annotated as subtilisin-like protein. Gene Ontology annotation, biological process: proteolysis. The record is from RefSeq and is a predicted model, not a curated record. Lineage: Eukaryota; Fungi; Ascomycota; Sordariomycetes; Diaporthales; Cryphonectriaceae. Gene Ontology annotation, cellular component: cytosol; cell wall; membrane. The transcript has 8 exons. Bases 57 to 2783 code for a protein of 908 amino acids. Gene Ontology annotation, molecular function: serine-type endopeptidase activity; tripeptidyl-peptidase activity.
CAAGCUGCUUGGCCCCAGUUUACAUUUACAUCAAGCUCAUCAGUUAAAUUCACAUUAUGAAAGUUCCGCACCUACUGCUCCUGUCUCUCGGCAGUGUCAAUGUGCUUGCUGUCAGCCGCCGUAGCACAUUCCAGCCUGCCAAUGCAUCCAACGGCACGGCGCCUCAAGCCAAGAGAUACAUUAUUGAAUUCAAACAAGGAUCCGACUACACUGCCAUCCAGGACAGCAUAGCAGCGCAGCCGGGGACCACUAUUCUUCGCACAUUCAACACUGACGUCUUUGCUGGCGUCAGUGUCGAGUCAAUCAGUCAAAAUGUUGACUCGCUCUCAGAAUUCACUUCAGUAGCGCAAACAUGGACUUCCAAGAUCAUUACGCUCGACACAUCAGUUCCUUCUCGGGCAUGGACUGCCGUCGAUGCAGCAGCCGAGGCCGCAUCAAGUAAUUAUUCAGUGCAUGCACAAACAGGUGUCGACAAGCUACACGCCGCAGGCAUCUUCGGCGAGGGUGCAGUGAUCGCGGUAGUCGACACAGGCACUCAAUACACCCACCCCGCCCUCGGAGGCUGCUUCGGAGCCGGCUGCAAGGUCGCGGGCGGCUAUGACCUCGUCGGUGACGGGUGCUGGCCAGACUUAGGAUGUGAUCUUGAACCAGACGAUGAUCCUAUGGAUCAGAUCGGCCAUGGAACGCAUGUGUCGGGCAUUGCUGUGGGCCAAGCCCCCAACGGCAUCUUCGUCGGGGUUGCCCCCUCGGCCACGUUGCUCUCGUACAAAGUCUUCACUGACCUCGACGACACGACCGAGGACAUACUCAUCGAAGCAUUUCUCAUGGCGUAUGAAGCAGACGCAGACAUCAUCACAUGCAGUGUCGGUGGUGCCGGCGGCUGGUCCAGCGAUGCAUGGGCGGUCGUGGCGUCGAGGAUCGCAGAGCAGGGAGUCAUCGUCACCAUUGCGGGAGGCAAUGACGGGGUAGAGGGACCUUAUUACACCUCGGACGGAUCGUCUGGGCAGAACGUGCUCGCCGUGGCCUCGAUCGAGGCGGAGACGACGGCUGAGAUUGCCUUCCUCGCUAACUUCACAGUGAGCAACCAGACGAGUUCUGCCGCGGUCGGUUAUUACUCGGGCUUCGAACCGAUCCCAUAUACAUACACCGGAUUCCCCAUCUACGCCCUCUCCCUAAACACAAGCUCAACCACUGAUGCGUGCGAGCCUCUCGACAUCGACCUCGAAGGCAAUAUCACGCUGGUCCGCGUAGGAGACUGCGACAGCAGUGUUCAGCAGACAAACGUCCAAAACGCUGGCAGUCAUGUCACCUUGUGGUAUCUUGGAGACGACCCCUCCGACAUUCCUGGAUACCUGCCCACCGGAGGCUUCACAGGCGUCAUUUCUGCCGACAGUGGCGCCGCCAUCAUCGAGACCAUCAAGUCGGGUGGUAAAGUGACGGGAGACUUCACGACUAUUGACGCAGAUAACUACUUCGUUGGCAUGCCCAACCCGGAAGGCACCGGUGGACUGCCCAACUACUUCACAUCCUGGGGUCCUUUGUACGAUCUCAGUAUCAAGCCGGAUAUCGCUGCACCUGGAGGUGAUAUCCUCAGUACAUAUCCAACCGACGCCUAUACCGUGCUUAGUGGAACUUCGAUGGCGACACCUUACAUCGCGGGCGUGGCAGCUCUGUACAUCGGCAAGUUUGGCGGCCGCAGCAGCAAUUCUGCUUUCAAUGCCAGCGACCUCAUGAUGCGCAUCAUUACCAGCGGCGACUCUCUCCCCUACUUUGACGGACAGACCUUGACCAACUACGGCCUGUACGCGCCCACGGCGCAGGUUGGUACAGGAAUUAUCAACGCGUCGAAAGUUCUUGACUUCACGUCAUCUUUAUCAUAUUCUAAGUUCGCUCUUAAUGACACGGCAGAUUUCGUCUCAUCCCACUCGGUCGAGAUCACGAACGCUGCCGAGGAAUCGGUUACGUAUACUUUCGAUGUCCAAGACGCCGCGGGAUUCGAGACCUGGCUGUCUGCUGAUUCGAGUGACGAUACCACACCAAGGCCAGUGGACUUUGUGGAAUUGGUGCCCAUUGAGAUCAAGCCUAGCGUUUCACUGCCAGAUGUGGCAACUCUUGCAGCUGGGGAGACUCUUACAGUGUCCUUUGAAUUUUCAUAUCCGACAGGGUUCGAUAACCUCCCACUAUAUAGUGGCAAGAUCCAGAUCAACUCAAGUCUUGGUGAAUCGUUGUCCGUGCCCUAUCUUGGUAUUGCUGGUAAUCUUGAGGAAACAAUCGCCGAUCAGUGGCAGCCUGGCUAUCCUUAUGUGGUGUCAGGGCUCAGCGCAACCAAUAUCAGCGACGACUCUUCAUUUACAUUCAACCUUUCGACAACCUCGCAAGACUUCCCCCAAUUGUUUGUUCGAACACAAUGGGGCACCGAAGAGCUACGGUGGGAUAUCUUUGAACAAGACUGGACAGAGUCAGAGUGGUCAUACCCGCCAGUUGUUGGAAAGGAUGGCUACGUGGGAUCAGUCACGUACUGGGCGUACUCGGGCGAGGUCACUGUUUACGAUGCAUCAGCGGACCCAAACACUACCAUUGCAUUCCCUUUGACAGACCUGCCCCGAACAACGGUGGAUAUUGCGGCGGAGGAAUACUGGUGGUUUGGAGGGCUGGCGAACGGAAGCCAGAUUGAGUCCGGUGAUUAUGUAAUGCGUUUGGCAGCUUUGCUGCCUUUUGGAGAGCCCACUUCCUCGGAAGGAUGGUCAACCUAUACGAACAACUUUACUGUUCUGCCGCUAUAGAUAUGCUCAGGUGUUGUCAAGAGUUCUAUACGCAGUCCUAUUGCAUGAUGAUAAAUGGGAGGCUAUCGACACAUCAUGUUAUUUUUUUGACCUUAUCAAACCCGGACAAUCAUUGCAAUUUUAUGAGACUAUACCAAACGAAGCACAUAGAUAUAAUCAUUCCCUUUUGCAUCAAUAGGCUAUCAAUUCGAUGUCAUGGAAAAGCUCGGCUUCAAUGAGUAAUUGAAGUGUGAUUGUCAUCCCUG